GCCCAGACAGCCUCUCCUCCGCUCUCUCUCUAAAAAGAACCCUAAAACGCCUAGAAGAAAAACAUUCAAAAAAACGCAAAACUUUUCUGUAAUCUCGCACUACGAGCUUUCACUCUCUCUCUAACUCUUAAUUCUUUUCACUUUUUUUCAAUCUCUGGUUCCUCUUCUUUGUCGUAAAUUAGGGUUUUUCAUCAAUAAAGGAGCACAUCUCUUGAAACCAGUCUACCUUGCUGAACUGUUAGUUUCUCUCUCAAGAAUACUUUUUUCCAUUCAGAGUUUUGUUUUGUUUUUUUCAAACGUUUCACCAUGGAUAUGCGAUUCCCUUAUUCACCGGCUGAGGUCGCAAAGGUGAGGGUGGUGCAGUUUGGCAUCCUCAGCCCUGAAGAGAUCAGAAAUAUGUCGGUGGUGGAAAUACAGCACAGUGAGACAAUGGAGAGGGGGAAGCCAAAGCCCAGCGGUCUAAGUGACCCUAGGCUUGGCACCAUUGACCGAAAGAUGAAGUGUGAUACUUGCACAGCAAACAUGGCAGAAUGCCCUGGUCACUUUGGGCAUCUAGAGCUUGCGAAACCCAUGUUUCAUAUUGGCUUUCUCAAGACUGUUCUUAGCAUUAUGCGCUGUGUCUGUUUCAAUUGCUCUCGUAUACUUGCCGAUGAGGAGGACCAUAGAUUCAAACAGGCACUGAAGAUAAGAAACCCUAAAACUAGACUCAAGAAGGUUUUGGAUUGUUGUAAGAACAAAACAAAAUGUGAAGGUGGUGAUGACAUUGAUGAGGACCAAGCUCAAGAUUCGGAGGAGGUGGUGAAGAAGAAGAGACAUGGAGGUUGUGGUGCACAACAGCCAAAAAUAACUAUUGAAGGUAUGAAAAUGGUUGCUGAAUACAAGCUUCCACGCAAGAAAAAUGAUGAACAGGAACAAAUGCUUCCUGAGCCAGUUGAGAGGAAGCAGCAGCUUGCUGCAGAAAAAGUUCUAAAUGUUCUUAAGAGGAUAACUGAUGAAGACUGCCAAUUAUUAGGCUUGAAUCCCAAAUACGCCCGUCCAGAUUGGAUGAUUUUACAAGUUAUGCCGAUCCCUCCUCCUCCUGUGAGACCUUCUGUAAUGAUGGAUACCUCAUCACGGAGUGAGGAUGAUCUUACUCAUCAGCUAGCUAUGGUCAUUAGACACAAUGAGAAUCUUAAACGGCAGGAAAAAAAUGGAGCCCCAGCGCAUAUUAUCUCUGAAUUUGCUCAGCUAUUGCAGUUCCACGUUGCUACAUACUUUGACAAUGAGCUCCCUGGGCAGCCCAGGGCCACACAGCGAUCUGGGCGUCCCAUCAAAUCUAUAUGCAGCAGGUUGAAGGCCAAAGAAGGGCGUAUCAGGGGUAAUUUGAUGGGAAAGCGUGUUGAUUUUUCAGCGCGGACAGUCAUAACGCCUGAUCCAACAAUUAACAUUGAUGAACUUGGAGUGCCUUGGAGUAUUGCGCUCAACUUAACAUAUCCAGAAACAGUCACCCCAUAUAACAUAGAGAGAUUGAAAGAGCUUGUAGAAUAUGGGCCUCAUCCCCCUCCUGGCAAAACUGGUGCCAAGUACAUUAUAAGGGAAGAUGGCCAGAGGCUGGAUCUCCGUUACUUGAAAAAGAGCGGUGAUCACCAUCUUGAGUUGGGAUACAAGGUGGAGAGGCACUUGAACGAUGGAGAUUUUGUGCUCUUUAACAGGCAACCCAGCUUGCACAAAAUGUCCAUUAUGGGUCAUAGAAUCAAAAUCAUGCCAUACUCGACUUUUCGCUUGAACCUGUCUGUGACUUCACCAUAUAAUGCUGAUUUCGAUGGAGAUGAAAUGAAUAUGCAUGUCCCUCAGUCAUUUGAAACGAGAGCAGAAGUGCUCGAGUUGAUGAUGGUUCCAAAAUGCAUAGUCUCCCCUCAAUCUAAUCGGCCAGUGAUGGGCAUUGUCCAAGAUACACUCUUGGGAUGUAGGAAGAUCACCAAAAGGGAUACCUUUAUCGAAAAGGAUGUCUUCAUGAACAUUCUAAUGUGGUGGGAGGAUUUUGAUGGGAAAAUACCUGCUCCAGCUAUUUUGAAGCCAAGACCUCUUUGGACUGGGAAGCAAGUAUUCAAUCUUAUCAUUCCCAAACAGAUUAAUCUGAUAAGGUACUCAGCAUGGCACUCAGAAUCAGAAUCGGGCUUUAUAACUCCUGGGGAUACCUGUGUUCGAAUAGAAAGAGGGGAGCUUCUUUCUGGAACUCUUUGCAAGAAGACUCUUGGGACAUCAUCUGGAAGUCUUAUUCAUGUUAUCUGGGAAGAGGUUGGACCAGAUGCAGCCCGUAAGUUUUUGGGGCAUACACAGUGGCUUGUUAACUACUGGCUUUUGCAGCAAGCGUUCAGUAUUGGUAUAGGGGAUACAAUUGCCGAUGCUGCAACCAUGGAGAAAAUCAAUGAAACCAUUUCCAAAGCUAAGAAUGAAGUCAAAGAACUCAUCAAAGCUGCACAAGAGAAACAGUUGGAGGCUGAACCUGGGCGAACUAUGAUGGAGUCAUUCGAGAACAGAGUCAACCAGGUGUUAAAUAAGGCUCGUGAUGAUGCUGGUAGCAGUGCCCAGAAGAGUUUAUCUGAGAGUAACAACCUGAAAGCUAUGGUCACAGCAGGUUCGAAAGGAAGUUUCAUCAACAUUUCACAGAUGACUGCUUGUGUGGGGCAGCAAAAUGUCGAGGGAAAGCGGAUCCCGUUUGGAUUCAAUGACCGCACACUACCCCAUUUUACAAAAGAUGAUUAUGGUCCUGAAAGUCGUGGCUUUGUGGAGAAUUCAUACCUUCGUGGUCUUACCCCCCAAGAGUUCUUUUUCCAUGCCAUGGGUGGUAGAGAAGGUCUAAUAGACACUGCUGUGAAAACUUCUGAGACUGGGUAUAUACAGAGGCGGCUUGUAAAGGCUAUGGAGGAUAUUAUGGUUAAAUAUGAUGGAACUGUGAGGAACUCCUUGGGAGAUGUCAUCCAAUUUCUUUAUGGGGAGGAUGGUAUGGAUGCUGUUUGGAUUGAGUCUCAGAAGCUUGAUUCAUUGAAAAUGAAGAGAGCUGAGUUUGAAAAUGUCUAUAAGUAUGAGAUUGACCAAGAGAACUGGAGCCCAAGCUAUAUGUUGCCUGAGCAUGUUGAAGAUUUGAAAACCAUCCGGGAGUUCCAAAAUGUGUUUGAUGCUGAAGUCCAGAAGCUAGAAGCUGACAGGCACCAGUUGGGCACUGAGAUCACCACUACUGGUGAUAACUCUUGGCCCAUGCCUGUGAAUCUCAAGAGGCUGAUUUGGAAUGCUCAGAAAAUGUUUAAGGUUGAUUUAAGAAGACCUUCUGAUAUGCACCCAAUGGAGAUUGUGGAAGCAGUUGAUAAGCUUCAGGAAAGACUUAAAGUUGUUCCAGGUGAUGACCUGAUGAGUAUAGAGGCUCAAAAGAAUGCUACACUCUUUUUCAACAUACUCCUUCGUAGUACUUUUGCUAGCAAGCGUGUAUUGAAAGAAUAUAGGCUCACUCGUGAAGCUUUUGAUUGGGUUAUUGGUGAGAUAGAGUCUAGAUUCUUGCAGUCUCUGGUGGCACCAGGUGAGAUGAUUGGUUGUGUCGCCGCUCAGUCCAUUGGUGAACCUGCUACGCAGAUGACCCUGAACACCUUUCACUAUGCUGGUGUGAGUGCAAAGAAUGUCACACUUGGUGUUCCGAGGUUGAGGGAAAUCAUAAAUGUCGCUAAGAAAAUUAAAACUCCAUCAUUAUCAGUUUACCUAAAGCAUGAAGUCAACAAAACCAAGGAGAAAGCCAAGAACGUUCAGUGUGCUUUAGAAUACACCACGCUUCGCAGUGUGACUGAGGCAACAGAAGUUUGGUAUGAUCCUGACCCCAUGAGCACUAUUAUUGAAGAGGAUGUUGAUUUCGUGAGGUCUUACUAUGAAAUGCCUGAUGAAGAGGUCGCCCCAGAGAAAAUCUCGCCUUGGUUGCUCCGUAUAGAAUUGAACCGAGAAAUGAUGGUGGAUAAGAAAUUGAGCAUGGCAGACAUUGCAGAGAAGAUUAAUCUCGAAUUUGAUGAUGAUUUAACCUGUAUCUUCAAUGAUGACAAUGCUGAAAAGCUCAUUCUACGAAUCCGCAUCAUGAAUGAUGAGGCCCCAAAAGGGGAGCUCCAAGAUGAGUCCUCUGAGGAUGAUGUCUUCCUCAAGAAGAUUGAGAGCAACAUGCUCACUGAAAUGGCACUCCGUGGCAUACCUGACAUUAACAAGGUGUUCAUCAAGUCCGGUAAAAUCAACAAAUUUGAUGAAAAUGAAGGGUUUAAGCCUGAGAUAGAGUGGAUGCUUGACACUGAAGGGGUCAAUCUCUUGGCUGUUAUGUGCAAUGAGGAAGUUGAUGCCACAAGGACCACAAGUAACCACUUGAUCGAAGUGAUUCAAGUUCUUGGAAUUGAGGCAGUGAGGAGAGCUCUAUUGGAUGAGCUUCGGGUUGUGAUAUCAUUUGAUGGGUCUUAUGUGAACUAUAGGCAUCUUGCCAUUCUUUGUGACACCAUGACAUAUCGUGGCCAUUUGAUGGCCAUAACCCGUCAUGGCAUUAACCGAAAUGAUACAGGCCCCAUGAUGAGAUGCUCAUUUGAAGAGACUGUGGAUAUCCUUUUGGAUGCUGCAGUAUAUGCAGAGGCUGACCAUUUGAGGGGUGUGACUGAAAAUAUCAUGCUUGGGCAGCUUGCUCCCAUUGGAACUGGAGAUUGCGCGUUGUAUCUGAACGAUCAGAUGCUUCAACAAGCCAUUGAACUCCAGCUUCCUAGCUACAUGGAAGGCAUGGAUUUUGGCAUGACGCCAUCUCGCUCACCCAUGACAGGGACCCCAUAUCAUGAAGGCAUGAUGUCACCUUAUCUUCUCAGUCCAAACAUGCGAUCCUCACCAAUAACUGAUGCCCAAUUCUCUCCUUAUGUGGGUGGUAUGGCAUUCUCACCAUCAUCAUCACCAGGAUAUAGCCCUUCAUCACCAGGCUACAGUCCAUCAUCUCCAGGAUAUAGUCCCACAUCUCCUGGCUAUAGCCCCACAUCUCCAGGGUAUAGCCCCACAUCCCCCGGUUACAGCCCAACCUCUCCGACGUAUAGCCCUAGCUCUCCUGGCUAUAGCCCAACUUCUCCUGCUUAUUCUCCCACAAGCCCAUCUUAUUCUCCCACUUCACCGAGUUAUAGCCCCACGUCACCAAGCUAUAGCCCCACAUCCCCUAGCUAUAGCCCCACCUCACCGAGCUAUAGUCCUACAUCUCCGGCCUAUAGUCCUACGUCUCCGGUUUAUAGCCCUACCUCUCCAGCCUAUAGCCCUACCUCGCCAGCCUACAGCCCAACUUCGCCUGCUUAUAGCCCAACCUCGCCUUCUUAUAGCCCAACUUCACCUUCCUAUAGCCCUACAUCACCUUCCUAUAGCCCAACCUCACCUUCCUAUAGCCCAACCUCACCUUCAUACAGUCCCACUUCACCUGCUUAUAGCCCCACUUCUCCUGGUUAUAGCCCUACAUCGCCAAGCUAUAGUCCGACCUCCCGAAGCUAUAGCCCAACUUCUCCGAGUUACAAUCCCCCUUCGGCGAAGUAUAGUCCCUCUCUUGUUUAUUCUCCAAGCAGUCCAAGAAUGUCUCCUUCCAGUCCUUACAGCCAAACAUCUCCAAACUACAGCCCAACUUCACCCUCAUAUUCACCAACAUCUCCAUCAUACUCCCCGCCAAGUCCAUCAUAUAGCCCUAGCAGCCCUCCUGAGUACAGCCCAAGUUCUCCAAAUUACAGUCCAAGUCAGGGUUACUCGCCAACGUCCCCUGGUUACUCUCCAUCAUCCACGAGCCAAUACACGCCUCAGUUCAGCAACCAGGAUGAUGGGAGCACUAGAUAAUGCCUAUGGGGGAGGAAACCUUGUUUCC
This is a messenger RNA of Amborella trichopoda, 5869 nucleotides long. RefSeq names its product RNA polymerase II large subunit (gene NRPB1). Gene Ontology annotation, molecular function: DNA binding. Gene Ontology annotation, cellular component: RNA polymerase II, core complex. Gene Ontology annotation, biological process: transcription by RNA polymerase II. The record is from RefSeq and is a predicted model, not a curated record. Lineage: Eukaryota; Viridiplantae; Streptophyta; Magnoliopsida; Amborellales; Amborellaceae.